CAAGGGCCGGCCUGCACCAAGACGGUCCGUGCGGUGCAAGCGUCGUCAAGGAAACAAUGGCUGGGAGGGCGAGUCGCGGAGAGGAUUCCUCGCUCUCUCCCGACUCACGCUCCACAACAGCACGCCACACGACGUCCGACGCCCUCCUCGCGGGCGGAUUCGGCGGCGCAUGCCUUUGUGUCGUGGGCGCACCGUUCGAUGUGGUCAAGGUGCGGCAGCAGCAGACGCGCAGCGACGGUGCAAGUCCUAGCCGCAUUGUCCGCUCCAUCCUGCGCGCCGAAGGCGUCGUCGGCCUCUGGCGUGGCGUCGGUCCUCCGUUGAUGGUGGCGGUGCCGCAGUUUGCCUUGGUGUUUGGCUCACACGAGGCGGCGAGGGCCCUGAUUUCGCGCCACUCGACCCGGCCUCCCGGCGACGGUAGAGACGCCGCUCUUGCGGGCGCCCUCGUCGCUGUGCCAACGACAUUCGUCUACACGCCGGUAGAUCGCGUGAAGCUGGCGAUGCAGAGCGACGGGCGGCGCGUAGCCUCCGGGCUUCCGCCUCUGUACUCCUCAGCCUCGCAGUGCGCCCGCCAGCUCUGGCGCAGCGGCGGAGCUGCGAGCUUCUCACGGGGCUUCUUCGCUACCCUGGCGCGGGACGUGCCCGGGUGGGCGUCUUACUUCUAUGUCUACUCGGCGGCCAAGCGUUGGCUGACCUCCGGCGGCGGUGUGCUCGAUGGCACCGCCGAGCUUUCGCCCGUUGCGAGCCUCGCCGCCGGCCGGGAGGCGGCCUCGCCGGCGCGGCGACGUGGGCGACAUGUCUGCCGCUGGACGCGGUCAAGACGCACUACCAGUCGGACGUGGCGCACCGCACGUACCGGGGUGCUUGCCGCGCCAUCUUUCGGGCCUCGGGCGUCGGAGGCUUCUUCGCGGGCUUCUGGACGAUGGUGCUCGGCGGUGUGCCGCGCGACGCGGCUUGCUUUGCGGGGACCGAGGCUGCCCAGCGAGCGCUAGCUCUUCGCCGCAUGCCACAAGCAGCAAGCACAGCCGCUCGAAUAGGAUUUGAACCCCGCAACUCUUAGAACCUCUUUUGGGGGUCGGUGGACUUAAAGAAUUGACUGCUGUCUU
Molecule: messenger RNA, 1103 nt
Organism: Emiliania huxleyi CCMP1516
Lineage: Eukaryota; Haptophyta; Isochrysidales; Noelaerhabdaceae
Exons: 5
Coding region: 57-989 (310 amino acids)
Biological process (GO): mitochondrial transport; carnitine transmembrane transport
Cellular component (GO): mitochondrial envelope
Molecular function (GO): O-acyl-L-carnitine transmembrane transporter activity
Source: RefSeq, a predicted model, not a curated record